AUGCCAUGUCCUAGGCUAAACCCGGUUCCCGCAACUGAAGUGAAUGGUUCCGGAACUAAAAGCAUCAGACUCUUCAGAGUUCACGCGAGGCAGCUAUAUUCGGCGCCCUCGAUCUGGCCGGCUCAGAAGACAGAAGACAGAUGCAAGUUGAGAGCUGAUAGGCCCGCACUGGUGUACGUACCUCGGCGGAUCGGAAGGCGGAAGACGACGAUAGAGAAGAAAGUGGCGCGUGCGCUUACCAGACGGCACGCUGCGGAGUCGCCGUUGAACGACGUUUUCCCGGAACUAGACAACUGGCGCGAUGCGCUAAAGCGGCACUCAUUGUCACAAAUGGCGCUCCGUCCGCAAGUGCUUUCAAACAAGAUGUCGGUUGUAAUCAUUUCCCCGGAGGAAAGGAGGAUCCGCGCCCUUCUGUCAGUCGACCGUACAGACGUGAUACACCCGGCUGCAUUCUUCCACGCCCAUCUGAACAUCUGGCAUAAGGGACGAGACGGUUUUCCGGACUUUGCAUCCGGUCUAGCAGAUGUUGAGGAACGCCGCUUCGUAGGUCUCCUCGACAUUCGGAGAAUUGUGGAGACAAAAGAGCGAGCUCACGUAGCACGGUCCAUUAAGUCUUCAAUAUCUCCGAUAAUUCACAAGGGCGUUGCGAAGGAAUGGAACACUUGCGGCCUACGUGCAGCUUUGGAUGGACAGACGAUUGCAAAACGUGUUUCUUCAAACUUCCUAAACAUUGAGAUCAGCGCUGUCUUUGCUUUUCGGUUAGCGCUUCUUCGUCCAUCUAUCAGUGCAGCCAUUCUUUCACUGACUUCGCAAAUCUGGGCGGUGGAGUGGGACUUCUUUCGUUCUUCCUGCGUUUACCCUACGUCGCCUUCAAGCUCUCCUGCUAUCUGUUAUCUGCGCGAAGUGACGGAGAGAGUGCGCAGCAGACUCAACGUUUGGAACCCAGGAUCGAAGAAACGCAUCGUUCGCACUCACGCAUGGGAGAAUCUGUCUGCGGCCGUCAUAAGCUCGGUGUCCUCGGUCUCCCUCGAAUCUGAUCAAGAUCUUCCUGACCGGCAAAGUCGGCACCGCCGAGUUGCAACCAGCAAGAUUCCAGCAAAGCAUGAUUUUACCGACGGUAAUGAGAUGAGAUCGGCUGUCGGUCCAUUGCGAAGCCUCUCAUGUUGUGACCCAGGUAGGAGUUUGUCGAAGAAUAACUGUCUGUCUGACAAUAUCUUCCUAACGACGACACCGGCAUCAGAUAUGUGGCGACGCCGCGCAAUAUCUACGUGUGGACCGUCGGGUACCGGCAUGCGUUUAUCUCGUAACGAUAUCGCCUAUUGGUCUUUCACUGGUCUUUCACUGUUUCAAUAUGCUAACGGCACAUUGUCAGAUGUACGCCCUUGUCGGAACUUCUACGAGAGUCCAAUCAAUACAAGCGAUAAAAUAUCAACAACAUCGUGCACUGCACCAUUACAUCUAAUAUCUAAGCAGAGGGGGAUCAUUGCUUCCCGCAUGAUUGCAUCUCGACAUUCCUCGCCACCGCAGUGA
Fomitiporia mediterranea MF3/22 is the source of this 1530-nucleotide messenger RNA. RefSeq lists its product as uncharacterized. The record is from RefSeq and is a predicted model, not a curated record. The coding region runs from base 1 to 1530 and encodes 509 amino acids. The transcript has 11 exons. NCBI's taxonomy places the organism in Eukaryota, Fungi, Basidiomycota, Agaricomycetes, Hymenochaetales, Hymenochaetaceae.